CUUCGAGAUCAAGCGUCUGAUGUCCACAGAUCUGAACCGGCUUUGUCCGGUUAAAUUGCGCCACUCCGAGGUGUCGAUGCCUCCCGCUCAGCCAUGCUCAGCCUCAGCCUCCGGUGACUUACUGCACUCUACGCCGGUGCUCCACUCCCUCACUGCCAUUGCCUUGCGCAGCCCAAAAACAUAUUCACAGCAACUCCGCCUCACUCCACUCUAUUCAACCGUAAGCUUAAAGAUACUGUAAUAAUUUUAGUAUUUCGGAAUGCAUCAGCAUGGAUGACGGAUCAUGUGUAUAAAUGCAUAUGGUCCUUCCUCCGGGACUAUACUGUAGAGGGCAUUCCGGGGUGCCAAGCAGUUUAUUUAAUCUCGAUCCAUGUUUAGACUUUGCCUCGUGCUCAGAUCACUUUUGCCACCAAGGUGCUGCAAAGCCAGCCCCGAGUUGAGCCUGAUAGGAGCUUGCGCGGCGUGUGUCCUCGCUCAGCGGAGAUACAUGCAUCAUUUCUUGCUCGUGAUCUUCUUUGCUCCCCACGUUAUCGAUGUUCCAUCACGCUAUCUAUCGAUUGACGGUGAGCCACACCGUUCACUUCGUUCCUCUCGGAGCUGUGGGACUGCUAUUUCGUAGCCCCCGAUACUUGCUUUUGAUCCAAAGAGACCCUACGAUAGCAUGAUCUUUGACGCCCAUAAUUGCUUCUUUGUUUCCCCUAAAGGAUCUGUUGCGCCUUCAUCGGGGGAUCCCACUCUAUCGGGCAAACCUUCCACUCACAAUUAUAGAUCGUUCGCUCAUGUGACUUAAAUACCACACAUCAUUCAGACUUCUCCGUUGUGCCA
Molecule: messenger RNA, 825 nt
Organism: Suillus paluster
Lineage: Eukaryota; Fungi; Basidiomycota; Agaricomycetes; Boletales; Suillaceae
Exons: 4
Coding region: 371-619 (82 amino acids)
Source: RefSeq, a predicted model, not a curated record